AUGACGCUCUCUCCGCGGCAGUUCCUCAUGCCUGGCUUCGUGGACGUGCACGAGCACGAGCAAAACGCGGAGUCGCGCGCCGUCGAGAAGAAGAAUACUAACCAGGACGAGGCUUUUCAAGCUCGGCGAGCCUCUUACGACUGGCAGACGAUUGCUGCUGUAGCCGCCACAAGCAGCCCCAGCAAGCCGGGACCCGAUGACGUCCACGCUCCGUUCGCGGUCGUGGCGACCGCCGCCCCCGACGACGACUUCGACGUGUCCGCCGAUUUCGACGUGUCUGUGGAAGCCGACGUAGCCGUGGAUGUCGACGUGCCUGAGGAGGACGCCGAGGUGUCCGUUGACGUCGACGUCGACGUUGAAGUGGCCGUCGAUGUUGUGUCGCUAGUCGAGACCUCGCAGUUUGGUACGGUCGUCCCGUCCGAGUAUUGGAAGACCGUCACGUCUUCCACCGUCGUGAUGGACAAGGAGGGUUUAGCCCCAUCGCACGACACAUAG
Phytophthora sojae is the source of this 495-nucleotide messenger RNA. RefSeq lists its product as hypothetical. The record is from RefSeq and is a predicted model, not a curated record. Lineage: Eukaryota; Oomycota; Peronosporomycetes; Peronosporales; Peronosporaceae. Bases 1 to 495 code for a protein of 164 amino acids. The transcript has 2 exons.